Cuscuta europaea is the source of this 1626-nucleotide messenger RNA. Lineage: Eukaryota; Viridiplantae; Streptophyta; Magnoliopsida; Solanales; Convolvulaceae. The record is from the annotation of a GenBank genome assembly.
UUCAAAUUGACAUCUCAAUAAGACAUAAAUCACAUUAUUCAAUACUCAAUUUCUUUCGUUUCUGAGUUUGACUUGGAAUCUAUUAGAUUACAUGCAUGUUUAAAUUUAGAGCAGGAUAUCACAUAAAACAAAUUGUUAGAUGUUCCUAUAUACAUUUCGAACUUCAUAAAGUAAAGUUCAUUCUCUAGCCCUAGUCAUCGUGUCGAUCUGCAGAACCUUGUUCUUUGUUCGGAUUCCUUACUUUUCCAUCGGACGGAAUGCUUUCUUUUCCUCUCGCAAGUGGAUGUACUUCAGCAAUAAAGUUUUGUUGAGAUUUUUUCUGAUGAAACUUCGAAGAGAGAAAUGGUGGAGAAAGUUUCUCGCAAAUGUUUUUUCUGAAUUUGAAAAGACACGAUUGAAGAAUAUGGGAGGAAGUGAAGCGAAUAACUGCUCGAGAAAGAAAAAACGCGCCGCUAAGAGAUCCGUUUACUGGUUUGUGCUUUUUAGAUUAAAUAAAGUCAACUAUGUCUUUUGGGCAUAUACAGGAUACUGAGGGUGGGCCGGUACACCAUAUACGAACGGUAAGAAAACUCAUGGUGGGCGAACUGUAAGAAAACUGUGUAUAUGCAUCACAGUUGCUACAAACGCGCAUCACCUCACGAUACAGAUACACCGAUCGAGACCCCCACAAACGUACGUCCAUUUGAUAAGGCCGGAUAUUAACCUUUUCCUGAAAUUAAGCUAUGGGUUUCAUUUUUUCGAAUUUGAUACUCUGUAUCAUUGUCUCCAUUUGAUAUAGAUGAUAUUAAUUGCUUACAUACCUAUUGUUUAUAUUAUUCCAAUCAAUGGCAGGAGAAGCCUUGGAUGACAUUCCUUCAAUACCAAACACAAUAAACGCUCAUAAACCCAACAAGAUGAUGGUUUUGCCACGCUAUCUCUCCCCUCCAUUGUCGUCCUGUCAUGAUAAAUGCAAGAAGAUCCCUGAGAAAAAGAAACAAUUUUCGUCAAAAACCUGUCAUAUAAAAUCUAAUAUACACAAGGACAAGAAAUCUGCAGCCGCUAAGACAAAAACAGAGUCCUCUGCAACAAGAAACAGACAAGUUUUAGGAUCUCCAGAAAAUCUGAGCAUAUCAAAUGCAAAGCCAAUGUUUUCUCGAUCAAGAACGACCCGAAGAACCAGAACCAGCAGCAUCAUUCCCAGGCGGGAAGAUCAAGAGGAGGAAUACCCUCCAGAGAAGACAAUAUACGUGAUUGAAGAAUGUAAAGAACAACCAGCAGCGCCGCCUGAUAAGAAAUGUUCAGAAGAUAUGGAGAAAGAAAGUUCCGAUCUUAUAGGGAGAGGGAAUAGUAUAUAUGGAACGUUGUGUAAAGAGGCGGUUAGUCCGAGGAAAGUUGUGGUUCCGGACAUAUUUGUACGAGGAGAGGAAGAUCCUGUGGAGUUGUUGUCAGGUCGUAGGAUGACUGACAGACAAACAGAAGCAGAGAAAAAUGUGAGGACUUUGAUCGGUGUUUUCGAAAGUGUGAUCUCUCUCCAUGAUGGCGCAUCCUCACCACCAUUAUUAAGAUGAUCGGUGAAUAUAUUCAUUUACAGAAGUUGAAUGUAUAUAUAUGAUGCAUACUUAUAUAUAUGACACACCACUUAGAUUA